AUGCCCCUGUCAAAGAGAGCUCUCUGUUCCACCCUUACACAACCGCUAGCCCUGUAUUUACACAACCCUUGGUGGUCUAGGCUAGCCCUGUAUUUACACAACAUUUGGUGGUCUAGGCUAGCCCUGUAUUUACACAACAGUUGGUGGUCUAGGCUAGCCCUGUAUUUACACAACAGUUGGUGGUCUAGGCUAGCCCUGUAUUUACACAACAUUUGGUGGUCUAGGCUAGCCCUGUAUUUACACAACAUUUGGUGGUCUAGGCUAGCCCUGUAUUUACACAACAUUUGGUGGUCUAGGCUAGCCCUGUAUUUACACAACAUUUGGUGGUCUAGGCUAGCCCUGUAUUUACACAACCCUUGGUGGUCUAGGCUAGCCCUGUAUUUACACAACAGUUGGUGGUCUAGGCUAGCCCUGUAUUUACACAACCGUUGGUGGUCUAGGCUAGCCCUGUAUUUACACAACCGUUGGUGGUCUAGGCUAGCCCUGUAUUUACACAACCGUUGUGCUAGGCGAGCCCUGUAUUUACACAACCGUUGUGCUAGGCGAGCCCUGUAUUUACACAACCGUUGUGCUAGGCGAGCCCUGUAUUUACACAACCGUUGUGCUAGGCGAGCCCUGUAUUUACACAACCGUUGUGCUAGGCGAGCCCUGUAUUUACACAACCGUUGUGCUAGGCGAGCCCUGUAUUUACACAACCGUUGUGCUAGGCGAGCCCUGUAUUUACACAACCGUUGUGCUUGGCUAGCCCUGUAUUUACACAACCAUUGUACUAGGCUAGCCCUGUAUUUACACAACCAUUGGUCCAGGCUAGCCCUGUAUUUACACAACCAUUGUGCUAGGAGAGCCCUGUAUUUACACAACCAUUGUUCUAGGAGAGCCCUGUAUUUACACAACCAUUGUUCUAGGUUAGCCCUGUAUUUACACAACCAUUGUUCUAGGUUAGCCCUGUAUUUACCCAACCAUUGUUCUAGGUUAGCCCUGUAUUUACACAACCAUUGUUCUAGGUUAGCCCUGUAUUUACCCAACCAUUGUUCUAGGUUAGCCCUGUAUUUACACAACCAUUGUUCUAGAUCUCGGAGGCACUGUCUGUGA
This is a messenger RNA of Oncorhynchus keta (chum salmon), 1092 nucleotides long. RefSeq lists its product as uncharacterized. The record is from RefSeq and is a predicted model, not a curated record. The transcript has 5 exons. The coding region runs from base 1 to 1092 and encodes 363 amino acids. Lineage: Eukaryota; Metazoa; Chordata; Actinopteri; Salmoniformes; Salmonidae.